ACGCCGCGCGCCCCGUUGCCAGGGAGACCGGGAGCCCGCGGGGCCAAGCGGGCGCGAUGGCGGCGAGGAGGCGUCCGCCGCCCGAAGCUCGGCCGCCCGUCCGCAGCUCGGUGCUGUACAGUCUCAGGAAGGAAGGCACCAGAAACCCACCCACCAUGGAGAGUGCCUACAUGAGAGAGGUCCAGCGCAGAAUGGACAGCAACCACAAGAGUCGACUGCGCCUGAGGGAGCGCGAACGCAUGCAAGCGGAGGAGCCGCGGGAGCAGCGAGCGGCGGGGGGGCUGCCGGGGUCACUCACCCCCACUGGACGGAACCACGACGGACCCUGGGCCAGCGGGACCACCACCGGAUACAAGGUAGACGUGACGGACACAGAGGGCAGCGGUCAGCUCCCUACACGACAACUGGAGCUUCAGCGGUCACCCCCCUACGCCAGGGCUCCGGUCACUGGGAGAGGUGGCAAGCUGCCGUCCAUCGCCAGUGCUACAGGCAAGCGGCAGAAAGUCCCAGAGCUGUCAGACACCCCUGACACCAGGAGCAGCCCGGCCACAGGCUCCGACCGCCGGCCAAGUUUCCAGGUGCCGGUGCUGCCGCUGAAGACCCCGAGCGGCCCCCCGACCCCGGUCCCGGCUACAUCCCCGACCCCGGGCGGCCUGUGCUGCGGGGAGUGGCCGCUGCCGUGGGGAGAGGAGGAGGAUGAGGAGAGGGAGAGGGAGAGGGAGCGGGGUCUGUGCCGCCAGCAGACCGGACACAUCCUCCGGCGGCUGCGGAGGGAGAGGCUGCGGGGAUCAGCCAUGGCCGGAGCGAUGGCCGGAGCCAGCCCCAGCCCCCCCGCUGCCGGACACCUCCCCUUCAGCCACCGCCCCCGGCCCUGGUCCGGCCGGGAGGUGGACGUGGCCCCGGUCCCGGCCCCGGUCCAUGUCCCCGCUCCGGCCACUUCCAGCCGCGGCACCCAGACCCCGGAGACCGGGCACCUGGUCACUCUGCUGACCCCUGGCCCGCACCGUCUGCGGCCACUCACCGACCCACGCCCGGCUGGGGGGGCCUCCGCCGGGACUGGCGCCGGGGGUUUCCUCCGGCCACCGCUCUCCCUCACCGUCCUCACCGUCUCCCAGCUGAGCGGCCCCGAGCCCGGGGAGAGAGGGCAGGAGCAGCCGCAGGGCGGGCAGAAGCCCCCGGCUGACCCAGAGGUGCUGAGGAAACUGCAGGAGAGCCUGCUGGAGGAGGAGGAUGAUGAGGAGGGCGAUGUUUGCCGCAUCUGCCUGGUGGUGGGCGGCUGCCCCCUCAACCCACUGCUGGAGCCCUGCAGGUGUGUGGGCAGCCUGCAGUUCGUGCACCACGACUGCCUCAAGAAGUGGCUGCAGGCCAAGGUCAUGUCAGGGGCCUCUCUUGCUGCCGUCACCACCUGUGAGCUCUGCAAACACAACCUCAAGCUGGACUUUGACAACUUUGACGUUCACGAGUUUCACCGCAAGCAGGCCGCCUCCCAGGUAGAGGAGCAGAUGAGUAACUCCAGCCUGUACAUGGCCGUUCUCCUUCACCUCUACGAGCAGCGCUUCACUGAGCUCAUGCGGCUGCUGGGCGGCAGCAGCACUGGCUUCCAGUUUCCCAGAGCCGACUCACAGACCGGAGAAGACGCCAGCGACACUCAAAAUAGCGACUCGGAGGAGGAGGAGGCGCAGGAGGAGGAGGAGGAGGGUGGUGAGCUGCGGACCCACCGUACCCUCUCUCACCGGGGCAGGCUGCUGACGUUUCAGUCCAGGGACACGUAAUGGAGGAGGCCGGCCUGCUAGAGUACUGUAUGGACCAUGCGCUAUGCAAUCCACUGUUUUCUUUUGAUAAAGUGCCUCGCAGGAGGUGUGGAACCUU
This is a messenger RNA of Leucoraja erinaceus (little skate), 1869 nucleotides long. RefSeq lists its product as uncharacterized. Lineage: Eukaryota; Metazoa; Chordata; Chondrichthyes; Rajiformes; Rajidae. Gene Ontology annotation, molecular function: zinc ion binding. The coding region runs from base 57 to 1772 and encodes 571 amino acids. The record is from RefSeq and is a predicted model, not a curated record. The transcript has 10 exons.